This is a messenger RNA of Cavia porcellus (domestic guinea pig), 2852 nucleotides long. Its product is annotated as syncytin-2-like. The record is from RefSeq and is a predicted model, not a curated record. Lineage: Eukaryota; Metazoa; Chordata; Mammalia; Rodentia; Caviidae. Bases 1068 to 2099 code for a protein of 343 amino acids. The transcript is spliced from 2 exons.
UCGGCCGGGAGGGAUCCCGGGGCAGACUGCACGGAGAGAAAAUAAAAGGAAGCUUAACCACUGCCAGAUUCUGUUGUGUGUUCUUCCUGCCGGCCGGGAGCGACACCGACAUCUGGUGGCCCGUACGGGGAACUGAUCAACCCCGGGACGCGGCAGUGGACGACGUUCUCCGAUACAGUGCUGCAGGACAGGGACCGGGACGGGAACCAUUGUGGGUCCCGGAAAGACUGACGCGUGCGACAAGCUCUUCGACUGAAGACCAAUCCUGCCCUGCCGGAGACCAGCAGUAGACCUGAUAACCAGAUGAGCCCAAAAGGAGCUGCCCUUUUCGUUGGGGGCGCUAUCAUAGCCCUCCUCAGGAUAAGUAUGGUACAUGCGGGGCUGGGGGGCCCCGCUUCUGGAACAGACCUACGCACAAGCCUUCUUGGCAAUCCGUGCGACUGCAGAGGUGGCGUGGUAAGCAGUAUACCAUCUGGUGGCAUCUAUAAAAGAGCAGGGAUCGAUUGUGGGGAUAAAACAGCUUACUCAGUUGCAUACAUCUCUACUGCAGGAGGAUUUGGUCAAUCAUCCUAUCAGUGCAUACUCAAGCCUAGGGUGACUCCCUUAGGGCCCGGCAAUCUCGCCACAUGUCCUUGCACUAAGUUCGAAGAAUCCAUGCAUGCCACGUGCUAUACAAAGACAGAGCAAUGCAAAAUCAACAAUACAACCUAUUGGAUGGCAACACUAACUGCAACCAGAAGCCCUGUUGCCCCUGACCAUAUUCCCGCUGCUGUAGGCGCUUCCCCAUUCAUGCAGUCAGGUUGUAACGGAGAAGUUGGAAAAACGGUCUGUUGGUCUAUGGCCGCCCCCGUUCACAUCUCUGACGGUGGAGGGGUCCAAGACCAAUACCGGCAGGCACUUAUGCCACUGAGCAAUUAAAUCCGUUCCCUGAAGUCAAUUACCAUCCACUCCUACGCCCUAAAUCCCGAGGCAUUAACCUUGAUCCCGCUACUGAAUCCGUCUUGGAAGCCACCCAUAGAGCACUCAAUUUUACAGACCCAACCCUGGCUUCUGAUUGUUGGCUGUGUAUGAUGAUGGGAGAAUCAUGGCCACUGGCCAUGCCGUUUAGACACAAUGAAAGUGAACCUUACGAUUAUAGCGCACCCUAUAACUGCUCACAUGGGCCUCCAUUUCGGGUCCAAUUUAUGGGACAGUUUAAUGCAUCCUGUUUCCAAAAAUACCCACAAAAUAAUAGUUAUGAUAUUGUUGUUGGAGCGCUGGCAGCCGCCUCGUGUGAGUCCAUAACCAAUGUAAGUAAUAGCUCGCCGCUAUGUGCCCCCUUUGGCAAAGUAUUUGCUUGCGGCAAUGGUCAUGCUUAUACCUACCUGCCCAGUAAUUGGACCGGCCUAUGUGGCUUAGCUUAUUUGUUGCCUGACAUAGGUAUUGUCCCUGGAGACCAACCCAUGCCCAUCCCAGCUGUGGACACCUUUAUAAGAAGAGCCAAGAGAGAUGUAGUGAUUUUACCUCUCUUGGCUGGUCUGGGGAUAACUGGAGCCCUGGCCGCCGGGACCGCGGGCCUAGGAGUUUCAUUAACCAAAUAUACUCAGUUAUCCAAGCAAUUGAUAGAAGAUAUGUCUAUCGUUGAGAGGACCCUCCAGGAGAUACAAGACCAAAUUGAUUCUCUUGCGGAGGUCGUUCUGCAGAACAGAAGGGGCCUAGAUCUACUCACUGUAGAAAGGGGAGGUAUCUGUAUUGCCUUACAGGAAAGAUGCUGCUUUUAUGCCAACAAGUCCGGAAUCGUUCGAGACCGAUUAAAGAAACUGCAAGAAGACCUAGAAAAGAGAAGAAAAGAACUACAAGACAAUCCCUUUUGGGGAGCCUGGAAUGGCUUGCUCCCCUAUGUUUUACCAUUGUUAGGUCCCCUGUGCUCCUUGCUGCUGCUUUUGCUUGUAGGGCCAUUCUUGCUCCGAUGGGUUACAUCAUUUAUUAAUGGGCGCCUUGCGGCGGCCCGACGUCAAGUACGCCUGGUUGCCCAUGCGGCCCUGGCAGCAGCCCGUGAUGGGCACAAUGACCCCCAGGCUUACGCAUGGCUCGCUCGACUGGCCUAUGACCGGGUCUAGAUGUGGCGGGUCUCCCGCAUUCCUUCCCUGAUGACACCAAACAGCAGGGUAGGUGAGUCAAUGACAGGUAAGAGCGUGCCUCCCCAGCACAACUCGACCUAAGCCAGGCCCUACCCCAUACUGCACGAAAGCCGCUGGAUUACUAGAAUCUGCCCAGAUCUAGAUGUCUCUCCGAGGGGAUCACACGGAGUGGCAUGAGUGCAUGCCUAUGUGCAUCCAGGUUCCGUCCGGUUCACUCCUGGCCCUGGAAAAAGGACGAGGGUCUCAGGGCCUUGGCGGACCCGGUGGGCCUCAACACAGGGCAUAAGCCUCUGCACUCAAUCCAGGGCGGGCUGCGAUGCACACAUUCAUUCAAAAUAAAGUAGGGGGAGAUGUUGGGAGCCGCAGCAGCGCUAGAUCACCAUGCGCGGCGGUCAUGUGGCCUGUAGGAAAGAGCGAAGCCUGAGCUAAAUUACCCCUCCCAUCGAGUGAGCCAAGAUUGCGCCUACUUCCUGCUUUCUGGUUGUUCCGGCUACAUAAACAGCCCGCUCAGCAGAACAGUCUACCUAGCAACAACUGAUGCUAGCCAAUCAGCUUGCAGUGCCCGCCUUGAUUUGAUUGGAUGCUGUAAUUACCUAUAAGCUGCUGCCUCUCCCGUUUGGAGGAGGAAGCACGGAAGGAGCCGCGGGCAGCGGACCGGUAGAGGCUUCGGCCGGGAGGGAUCCCGGGGCAGACUGCACGGAGAGAAAAUAAAAGGAAGCUUAACCACUGCCA